AUGUCUGCCCAUCUCAGUCUUGCUACUCUGAACCGCACCAUUCAUUUCGGUGUCAUUCUCACCAAUGGAAUAACUGAGCUUCUUGAUGUUGCGCCCGUUGAUCUUUUCAACGGGCUCACAAAAGAAUUCUUGAAGGACGUGCCGGAUGAAAUGUUUCCCGCACACUUCAAAGACCAAGGUCUCGAUAUUACCUUUCAUUGGGUGUCUGAGCACGGGAGCGCUGUACCAGCGAAGCUGAGCAGCGGUCUAACAAUUACUCCAACCGACUCAUUUGAAUCGUGCCCACCGCUCGACAUUGUUCUUAUUGGAGCUAACAACCCUCUGUACCAGCCAAACGAAGCUGAGCUUGCCUAUGCCAGAAAGUCUUACGAGUCUUGUCUCGGUUUCAUAACAAUCUGUGGUGGUUUCCAGGUGGCUCUGAGCGCUGGUAUCUUGAAUGGCAAGACGGCUACCGCGCCACGCAUGCUGCUUGAGGACCUCAAGCAGAAAGCACCCCAAGUGAAAUGGGUGGAAAAGCGUUGGGUGCGAGAUGACAAGCUCUGGACUAGCGGUACUUUGUUGAAUGGCACGGAUCUCAUGACCAACUUUAUCAGACAGACAUGGGACGUUAAGGAGGACAGCUUUAUUGAGUUUAUGCUCAGGGCUUGCAGCAGCGUCGACCGUGAUGUCGACUACAAAGAUGUCACAUGGGCUCUUUGA
This is a messenger RNA of [Torrubiella] hemipterigena, 699 nucleotides long. Lineage: Eukaryota; Fungi; Ascomycota; Sordariomycetes; Hypocreales; Clavicipitaceae. The record is from the annotation of a GenBank genome assembly.